Molecule: messenger RNA, 4605 nt
Organism: Mytilus trossulus (common blue mussel)
Lineage: Eukaryota; Metazoa; Mollusca; Bivalvia; Mytilida; Mytilidae
Product: plexin-A1-like
Exons: 33
Coding region: 125-4432 (1435 amino acids)
Biological process (GO): semaphorin-plexin signaling pathway involved in axon guidance; regulation of cell migration
Cellular component (GO): semaphorin receptor complex; plasma membrane
Molecular function (GO): semaphorin receptor activity
Source: RefSeq, a predicted model, not a curated record
GGAAGAUUGAAAAUGCUUCAUAUUGACACCGGAUGCAACAUCAGUUUCCUUCACAUAUACAAAUUAAGUCAUGUUGAUUUUAUCACCCUUUAACAUAUUUUGAGGAAGCACAGAUGACACUAGUAUGCUACUGGUUUUAAUUAUUCAAACCACUGUGUUGUUGAUAGUUGCAGCACAAAAGGACCUUGGCAAUUAUGGCAUAGCUACACAAAAUUCAACGUAUCAUGAAGGUGGUCAACCAGAAAAUGCUGUUAAACCGCCGAUAUCAAAUAGUUUUAGUUUAAAAAAUUGUUCACACACAAACACAAUUUCAGAAUAUGCUUGGUGGAUGUUUGAAUUUUCUUUUGGUACCGCCUUCAUCACAGAUAUAACAAUAUACUACAGAGAAAACUAUGCUGAUCGUAUGUAUGGAUUUGAGUUAUAUUUAAGCAAUACAUCAAUUAUUCCUCCAGAAGGACCUAAAGGGUAUCUCUGUUAUAAAGAUCCCGAACCAGGACCCCCGAACAUCAGCCAGACAAUUCCUUGUAAUCACCUCGGACAAUAUGUCAUUUAUUUCGAUAGGAAAGGAUCUGUAACAAGAAAUGAAAGCUUUAGUGUCAUUGAGUUAUGUUAUGUUGGCAUUCAUGGUUGUCAAAAGACAUUUUGGGGGAGUAAUUGUGAGUUCGAUUGUGCAGAAAAUUGUAUACACCAACAUUGCUUUCCUGAAAACGGUUCCUGCAUUUGGGGAUGUAAUGAAACGAAUUGUUUGAAUGACAUCUGCGAUCCCGAUACAGCGGUUUGUCCCGAAGGGUGUAAAGACGGACGGACGGGACCCUAUUGUAACAAAUAUAACCUUGCAUUUAACGGUUCGGUCAUUUUUAAUAAAAAUGAUACACAGCUGGCUAGUUUAUCUGUAGAUGGCGAUAAGACGUCGUGUUUCACAAUACCUCGGGCGUCCGAAAUAUGGAUACAGGUUGACAUUAAAGAAAUUAGUAUCGUGACGGAUAUUUAUCUCAAUUUAAGUGUGAACGUUAAAGAUGGAGGUAAUCAUACCAUUUCCGUAUCAAACGCAAGUGGUGUACAGGAAAAAAGAACUAUAUAUAGCAAUGUAUCUUUACCAUCAAACAUCAAAGUUGAUGACGUUUUCAGAUACUUAACUUAUGAAUAUCUACAAACGAGCGAAAAUGUUUCACUUGAAGUUUGUGAAAUUGGAAUUGUUGGUUGUCCUCCUACAAACUAUGGACCGCUUUGUAAUAAAUUGUGCCCAGUAAACUGUAGUGGUCCCUGUGACCUGGAAACAGGACACUGUUCAUUUGGAUGUGUAAAUGGAUGGAUUGGUAAUACAUGUGAAUUAGAUGCAGAAUGUUUCGAAGACUCAGAGACACCAGUCUUGAAGUGUAGGCCAGAAAUUUAUAAGGUCUACCCAUCUACUGGACCUGUUCAAGGUGGUACAUUAUUGACAAUAACUGGAAAAUACCUUGGAAAUGUGAAUGACAGUAUUUCCGUUAAGUUUAACGGAGUAAGAUGUGAUAAUGUAACAGUUCAAUCGCCAAAUUUUAUAUAUACAAGUUUGACAUGUGUAACUGCAAAAUACAACGAUCUCAAGACAAAGGGGAUGAUCGUUUCAGUGAAUGAAAAUAAUUUCAGCGACUAUAAUAGUACACGCUUCAGUUAUAAGGAACCGUCAAUCUUUGAAUUCUCACCAAAGAGAGGGAUUGUUUCUGGUGACACAAUUAUUACAAUAAGCGGUGACAAUAUUGGGUUCGAAGAAUCUAAUCGAUACCAUAUUUCGUUUUGCGUUGAUGGGGAUUGUCGUCAACAAUGCAGAGCGUUUCAAAGUUCCUUAAGUACGCAGUAUAUAAAGUGCAAAACGAAAAAAUCGGACCAACCUAGAAAUAUGACUCGGUUGGAGGUUGUAAUUGAUGGCUUGACAGUGUUGUCGUUAAACGAAACGUUUCAAUAUUUACCUGAUCCAACAUUUAAUUUAUCCAAUAAAGCACGAAAGGCACAACAGAGUGGUGGCGCGACAUUUACUAUUCAUGGCGAAGGUUUUAAUAAUGUGGGAGAGAUAACGGUUGAAAGAGUGGUCAAUCCAUGUGAUGUUCCAGAAGAUACCUCGGCAGUGUGUGAAACGCCUCCAAAACUAAAGAAUCAAUCUAACAGUCAAACUGUGUAUGUUCAUUUUGAUGGCGUUAAAAUUCCAGUCAAUUUAGAAUAUGUGGACGAUCCUACAUUCGAAAAGUUCCAAGGCGUUUACAAAUACGACAAGGAGUCUUCUAUUAAAAUCAAGGGUAGAAAUAUUUUAAAUGGCGCUCGCCCUGAAAACUACAGGAUACAUAUUGGUUUGGAUGGACGUUGUCUUAUUACAGAUAUCAAUAUGCAGUUUAUCAUAUGUCUUCCUCCUAAUUCAGUACCUCGAACUAACAACACUAAUUUCAACAUGGCUCAUGUUAUUGUCACCGUUGGAAAUAUUGAGGCAUAUAUAGGUGACCUACAUUACAAAGAAGACAUUAAUACAUUAGUCAUCAUAGCUGGUGUAUUAGUUGCUGCAUUGAUUACAGCUAUUGUAAUUGGUGUAUUGGCUGUAGUUAUUUUACGAAAACAAAAGAAGAGAGCCGUCAAAGAAUUUAAAAUCGAACUUAUGACAAGGGAAGAAAUGAUACGAAAGGCUAGUAGAGAAGAAUUUGCUGAUGCUCAGAUGAAUAUUAAAGAUAUAAAAUCUAACCUGGUUACUACAAGAAUACCCUAUUGCGACUAUCAAACCUAUGUUUGCAAUCAACUCUUUCCUAACGAAGAUAAGCUAUCUAAUCCAUUAACUAACGAUUCAGAGAUAACAGAUGAUAAAAACUCCAAAACAAAAUGUGCAAUGGAAAAAUUUGAAAUACUGUUGUCAAACAAGCUUUUCCUGAAGUCACUUGUCCAAACGUUAGAUCGACCAAAUAUGCUUACAAUGCAAGAAAAGGCUCAGUUUUCCUCAGUUUUGUCGAUUUCAUUGCUUGGAAAUAUGAGACUCUUUUUCGAUUUGAUUCAUUGUUUGCUGGUUGAUAUGGUUCGAUCAUCAACAAAAAAACAACAGAAAGUUUUAUUCAGAAGGUUUGACUCUAUUACCCUGCGAUUAAUGGUUAACUGGUUACAGAUUGCAAUGUAUAAAGAAUUAACGUCACACAGUGGGAUGCAACUGUUUAUGUUAUACAAAGCAGUACAAACAAUUACAGAAAUGGGACCAAUUGAUGCACUGACGGGUAAUUCGAAGAAUACCAUUGCAGAAGAAAAGCUACUCAAAAUCAGGAUUGAACACCAAAAUCUUACAUUACAGAUAGAUUUGAAUGGUAAUAGUGACCAGCAUUAUCCUGUCAAAGUUCUUGACUGUGAUACAAUAUCACAGGUGAAACAGAAAUGUUGUGAACAGGUUUAUAAAAAUAAACCUGCCUCAGAAAUACCACAACAUAAUGAACUUUUUUUAGAAUGGCAAGAAGGAACAGCUGGCAAACUAACAUUGAAUGACAUUGACAACACCAGUGAAAGAAACAAUGGAUUGAUUUGUUUGAAUACAUUAAAACAUUAUAUGGUCAAAGACAACUGUAGAAUGGCAUUGAUGUACAAGCCUCAUGGCGAACAGGAGAUAUGUGUGGACUCAAAAGGUAAAGAAAUAGAAAAUGAGACUUCAGAGUUUAUAUCAUUACUGCUGUCGAACGAUGGUGAAGACGAGAUUUCAAAACUACAACAAUGGCACUUGGAAACAUUUUCGUUCAAUCUUCAAGAUGAUGAAAAUUCUAAAAGAGAACUUGGCUUUGGUGAUAUCUUUUUGAAUAGGUUAUUUCAUACGAAGUUGCUUCUAACAGACUACAUUGAUUCGACUUUUGAAGAGCUAGUAGACCCACAAACGCUUUCGAAAUCUUUUCGUUACUACCUCUGCAUGUUGGAUAAAAUUGGAGAUGACUUUAACAUUGAUUCCGACGUACUACAAUCAUGGAAAAAUGAGAUUUAUGCUACACGAAUUUUGGCUCCAUUGAUUGGUAAACCAGACAUACUGUUUGACGUUAAUGUGCCUGGACAUGUCGGGCCAUGUUUGGACAUUCUGAGACAAGUGUUUGUAGAAAGCUUCACGCAGACAGCCCACAAAGUAAACAAGGAUUCACCAACACAGAAAUUAUUGUUCCAUAAAGAUAUACCAAGAUACAGAAAACUCAUAGGUCCUUUCUUCAAAGGCAUAGAGCCAGUCAAUGAUCAGGCAUUCUGGAGUGAAAUAGACGAACUAUCAAAUAAACAGAAGGCAGAAUUGAAGUUCAAUAACAAGUUGACUUUUCAACAGCUAUACAAUUUGUUCAUUAGAAAGUACAGAAGUGAAAUACUUGAGGAUUUUGAGGAUAUGGAAGAAAGCAAAGACCUCCAAUUUGCCCAAAAAGUUACAGAAGUCAUAGAUUUGAUGGACGAAUGUUCAAAUGACUCUUAAAAUAAAUAUUAAAAUAACUGUAAAUAAGAGAUGGUGCACAACAUGUAUAAAUAACUUAAAAUGACAUUGAAGAUAUCUAUGAACGAAAAUUUUUAAAACUCAACAAAUUUAAUGAAAUCAUAGGUCGUGAAGUUAGCGUACAUAUGCAUUAUUAUCUGAAUAGCUUUAGUAAA